CUUCCGCAAAGAUGGCGGCGGCUGCGGGAAGAAGCGCUCGGCUGGCGGCCUGGGGCGAAAGGCUGCGGCGCGGGCUUGCGGCGGGCGGACGAGCUGUGCCGAGUCGCGGCCCUCUGGCAGCGGCUGUGGCCGGCGUGGCCCUGGCAGGCGCAGGAGCAGCAUGGCAUCACGGACGCGUGAAAGCAGCCGCGCGCGAGAGCACCCUUACGGGGUUGGUGCAGAAAAAUGACUUGGGACCAAUAGAGAAACUUUCUCUCCGCAAACAGCGGUUCAUGCAGUUUUCCUCACUGGAGCAUGACGGAGAGUAUUACAUGACGCCCCGAGACUUCCUCUUCUCAGUGAUGUUUGAGCGAAUGGAUCGUAAAACACUAGUCAAGAAGCUGGCAAAAAAGGAUAUCGAGGAUGUACUGUCAGGAAUCCAAACAGCACGUUGUGGAUCAACGUUUUUUAGAGACCUAGGCGAUAAAGGGGUAAUUUCAUAUACUGAGUAUCUUUUCUUGCUUACGAUCCUCACAAAGCCUCACUCUGGGUUCCAUGUUGCUUUUAAAAUGCUGGAUGCAGAUGGUAAUGAGAUGAUUGAGAGAAAGGAGUUUGUUAAGCUGCAGAAGAUCAUAAGUAAGCAAGAUGGCUUCAAGACAGUGAAGACUAAUGAGAUAGAAUACCAGGAACCAACAGUGAACGAGCCUGGCCUUAACACAACCCUUCAAGUGCGUUUCUUUGGGAAAAGAGGAGAAAAAAAGCUUCAUUAUAAAGAAUUUCGAAGAUUUAUGGAAAAUUUACAAACAGAAGUUCAAGAAAUGGAAUUCCUUCAGUUUUCUAAAGGUUUGAAUUUCAUGAGAAAAGAAGACUUUGCAGAGUGGCUACUUUUCUUCACUAACUCUGAAAAUAAAGACAUUUACUGGAAAAAUGUGAGAGAAAAGUUGUCAGUAGGAGAGAGCAUUAGUUUGGAUGAGUUCAAGUCCUUCUGCCAUUUUACAACACAUUUGGAAGACUUCGCUAUCGCCAUGCAGAUGUUCAGUUUAGCUCAUCGCCCUGUGAGGCUGGCGGAGUUCAAGAGAGCUGUGAAAGUGGCGACUGGACAAGAGCUUUCCAACAAUCUUCUGGACACUGUCUUCAAGAUCUUUGACCUGGACGGGGACGAAUGCCUCAGCCACGGGGAGUUUCUUGGAGUACUGAAAAACAGGAUGCAUCGAGGUUUAUGGGUGUCGCAGCAGCAGAGUGUGCAAGAAUACUGGAAGUGCGUGAAGAAGGAAAGCAUUAAGGGAGUGAAGGAGGCCUGGAAACAGGCCGGGAAGGGCCCUUUCUGAAAGACGUAACAGCUCACGGGGCCGGGAUAGUUCUCAAAGAACUGGCUGGUUUUCCAUAAGUCUUCAUUGAGUUGCCGUGCGGAUAAAGACGCCAUGUACUCAUUUUCUGACUUGGGGGUUUUGGAGGGAUGAGGGGAGGUGAAUAAUUGUGUGCCACAGUAGGAAGUCAGAGGCCAACCUGUGGGAGCCGGUUCUCCAUGGGAGUCCAGAGAUUGAACUCAGGUUAUGAGCUUUGGUGGCAAGUGCCUUCACCUGAUAAGCCAUCUCACCAGCGCUGACUCGGUAAUGUCUUGGUGAAUUUUCAUUGACAAAGUAUUCUUCUAUGAAAACAUGCACUGCUCUGUUAAAGGCCCGAAUGCAAAGGGAUGCUUUAGGAAGCCGAAGGCCAAGGCUGGCACUGCGUGCUUUGGACAUGAGAAUGCAGUGUGCUUUCUGGAGGGCUAAACAAGUCCACCAGGGAAGGGACAUCGUUCCCAAGACAGGUAUCGAUCCCAGAAGCCAUGGUGGCCUAGGGAGUAGUUGAAGUUAACACUUGCUUCGGUGUUUCUACCUUGAAAAUAACAUGUAAGUGACAGUGUCCUGUCUGGAAGCAGGAUAAAGUGUUUACAUUGAUACAAAAAGAAUUAUUUCUUUUAUAAAUUUCCAUGCUUUUGAAAUAUAAGUAUAGUGUCCUCUCCCAGAUACAUAGGUGUGGGGGCUCAACCAGCAUAGGACAUAGCUAUGUACCAUACUUUGCUAACAAGCAGCAGACAGUUCAAUCUCCAGCCACUCGUGCACACAGAUACACACACACUGAUCAUAAUAUCAAGGUUUCAUAAGGUAAGGUGUCUUGGGUUGUGGGAAACAUUCAGUAUGGCACUAUAAAGUUGUUUGCAAUAAAAUAAAUUUGAAAUAAUGUUAUGUGGAAAAGUAUGUAUAUGUUUCUGUAUACAGGUGGGCACACGUAUGUGUGGAAGCCCCUGUUCCUGUAAAUAACCCCCAUGUUUCUGCAGUCAUCCAAUAAACCCAUUGAUUCACCAAACUAGA
Molecule: messenger RNA, 2333 nt
Organism: Rattus norvegicus (Norway rat)
Lineage: Eukaryota; Metazoa; Chordata; Mammalia; Rodentia; Muridae
Gene: Micu2
Product: mitochondrial calcium uptake 2
Exons: 12
Coding region: 12-1307 (431 amino acids)
Biological process (GO): mitochondrial calcium ion homeostasis; mitochondrial calcium ion transmembrane transport
Cellular component (GO): mitochondrial intermembrane space; calcium channel complex; mitochondrial inner membrane
Molecular function (GO): protein heterodimerization activity; calcium ion binding
Source: RefSeq, marked validated